ACGUAAUCACAGAGAAACGCAUAUAUAUUUCCUUUUGACGUUUGUAAAAUAAAGAAGGCCUGGCAACAGCUGUUGGAGCGUUGAAAGAGGGUCCCAACAUAGUGGGAAAAACCCCUGGGAAAAACCCCUGCGGCGAUAAAGACUCUUUCAACAGCGUGGUUGAGUCGAGAAAAUGUCUCAACACCAAUGCAAUCCUGUUCAAGAGAAGAUAUCUUGUGUUUACACAAUUGCUGUCAACAACAAUGAGUCUUCUUCAAAGAGAAAUCAACAGAGCUACAAGGUAUCAGCCACCAAAGACCUCACAGCCAAAGCAUUGUCUGAUGAUGUUGCUUCUGCCAGAGCGACGGAGAAACUUGAUGGUACCUGCUGCCUAGUGGAAGUCUUUAAUGGGCAGCCAUGGUUGUGGGCUCGUUUGGAUCGUAAACCAAACAAACAAGGAGAGAGGCGAUUUGCACAGUACAAGAAGUCUUUGGCAAAGUUUGAAGAAAGUGGAAAUGGACAACAGGAGUCCUUUGUGUGGUCUUCAAAAGACUUCAAGGAAGUUCCUGACAACUGGAUUCCAGCUAGUCGUCUAGAAAUCAAAGAUGGAUUUGUGGUCCCUGACAGCAUUGGCCAUACUCCAGGAUGGGUCCCUGUUGAUGUCAAUGCCAGACAACACUGUUGGCAUCUGUCUGCUGUUGAUCUAACACAAGGAGUGGCUUUAGUUCUCAGAGAGGAUGAGGAUGUUCCGGAAGAGCUUGUGAUAGAAGUGCAGCCGCUGUCCUCCCUAUGCGGUCAAACCUGUGAACUUAUUGGCACAAAUAUCAAUGGCAAUCCUUACGGUCUGGGCAGUAAGAAGUCCCCUCUACACCUUUUUGUUGCUCACGGCUCCCUGAGUAUCCAGAGUCCGGACGUGACGGACUAUGAGGCAAUGUACGAGUGGUUCUCUUCAAAAUCUGCCUCAGCUCAGGUGGAAGGCGUGGUCUGGCAUUGUCAAAACAAAGAACUACACAAGCUCCAUCGGCAUCACCUAAACUUGAAGUGGCCUGUAGAAGUCCCACACCUGUCCAGGCGAAAGGUCAAAGUUCAGCUUGAUUUGUCCCUCUGUGAACCUGGAAGCACUUCUCCUCCGAAGGGAGUAGUCAACCUCUUUGCACUGCUGGUUAACAGAAAUGAGCAAAAGUUUGAUAAUAUGCUAGAAUUAUGUGAAGCGCUUAAUCCUGUGAUAGGAGAAGGCUCCUAGCAUCGAAAAGUUAACCAUAUAAUAUAUGUUAAAAGGUCUUUUCAAUGUAUUUAUUCGCUGAAAGACAAUACUUUUUGAGAGUUAGAUUCUGUUUUAGGAGUUUAAAGAAGGCAUUAUGUUUUUGAAAUUCAAGUAUUAUGAUGAUUUAUGAGAAUUUUGUCACAAUAUUUCUUGAUAUUGUUGUGCUAUCAAUACUUCAGAAGUAUGUGUGUACUUGUGGCACAGAUUAUUACAGUGGAGUCCCGUUAUAACGAGAGGGAGGAGACUGGUACAAAAUGUCCGUUAUAGCAGGACUCUCGUUAUAAGGGAUCCAUUAACUCAUUGCUUACGCGCCUCUGUGCCCAGCCGCUCACCCAGGUACGCACUGUUUUGAGCCAUCUUUGAGCUCCAGUCUCAGGGAGAGCCACUGGGAAAAACAGAAAAAUAA
Molecule: messenger RNA, 1649 nt
Organism: Aplysia californica (California sea hare)
Lineage: Eukaryota; Metazoa; Mollusca; Gastropoda; Aplysiida; Aplysiidae
Exons: 9
Coding region: 173-1222 (349 amino acids)
Biological process (GO): response to reactive oxygen species
Molecular function (GO): RNA ligase (ATP) activity
Source: RefSeq, a predicted model, not a curated record